Messenger RNA from Geosmithia morbida, 975 nucleotides. RefSeq names its product geranylgeranyl transferase type-2 subunit beta. Gene Ontology annotation, molecular function: Rab geranylgeranyltransferase activity. The transcript has 2 exons. Gene Ontology annotation, cellular component: Rab-protein geranylgeranyltransferase complex. NCBI's taxonomy places the organism in Eukaryota, Fungi, Ascomycota, Sordariomycetes, Hypocreales, Bionectriaceae. The coding region runs from base 1 to 975 and encodes 324 amino acids. Gene Ontology annotation, biological process: protein geranylgeranylation. The record is from RefSeq and is a predicted model, not a curated record.
AUGGCCCAGUCUGCUACCCAACAGCUCGAGCUCGUGGCCGAUGCACAUGUAAGAUAUGUGCAGGGUCUGGACACCAGAAGGGAUCAGCUAGAAUACUGGCUGACCGAGCACCUGCGCCUGAACGGCGUGUACUGGGGAUUGACGGCCCUCCACCUGCUACGGCGACCCGACGCUCUUCCCCGGGAAGAGACGAUUGACUUUGUUCUGUCGUGCCAGCAUGAUAAUGGAGGCUUCGGUGCUGCCCCGGGCCACGACGCCCACAUGCUGUCCACAGUAAGUGCUGUGCAGAUACUCGCCAUGGUUGACGGCUUUGGCGACCUCGAGGCGAGGGGUAAGGGCAAGGCCCUGGUUGGCAAGUUCAUUGCCGACCUUCAGAACCGCGAGACCGGUAUUUUUUACGGCGAUGAAUGGGGCGAGGACGACACUCGCUUCCUCUAUGGAGCUCUGAACGCACUCUCACUACUUGGCCUCCUAUCUAUAGCCGACGUCGACAAGGCUGUCCAAUACAUUGCCUCAUGUGCCAAUUCUGACGGCGGAUACGGCAACCGGCCCGGUGCAGAGUCUCAUUCGGGCCAGAUCUUCACAUGCGUUGCCACCUUUGCUAUCGCUGGCCGCCUCGAUCUCGUCAACGUAGAAAAGUUGGGCCAGUGGUUGAGCGAGAGGCAGCUUCCGUGUGGCGGCCUCAACGGCCGGCCCGAGAAACGGGAGGACGUCUGCUACAGCUGGUGGGUUCUGAGUAGCCUGGUCAUCAUCGGCCGAGAUCACUGGAUCGACCGCGAUGGCUUGAUUCGCUUCAUCCUCCAGUGUCAAGAUCCUGAAAGGGGUGGCAUUUCGGACAGGCCGGAAAACACGGUAGAUGUGUGGCACACCUGCUUUGGCAUUGCUGGUCUGAGCCUCCUCGGGUACCCAGGGCUGGACAGUGUAGACCCUGUCUACUGCAUGCCCAAGGAGGUUGUCCAACGCUAUGUCAACUGA